Phanerochaete carnosa HHB-10118-sp is the source of this 698-nucleotide messenger RNA. RefSeq lists its product as uncharacterized. The transcript has a single exon. The record is from RefSeq and is a predicted model, not a curated record. Bases 248 to 553 code for a protein of 101 amino acids. Lineage: Eukaryota; Fungi; Basidiomycota; Agaricomycetes; Polyporales; Phanerochaetaceae.
GCGACUGAAGAUUUUGCUGUAGGGUGCCCGAAAGGCGCGAGGCGUAAACGAAACAAACGUCCAGCCGUCUACUGCCCUCAGGAAGCAUCCGAGGGUCGAGUCUGCAGGCGUCAGAGAUGAGCCUGUGAGAAUGCGUCGCGCUGCGGGGCAGGAGGCAGUCACUCCCAGUUCAGGCACCCAAGCUGUCGCACAAUGACAAGCGGUUCCUGUCCAAUUAGCGUCGCCCGCGGAAUGCACAGUUGUUACCAUGGCCUACGAAAAAGUCACGGUCAUUUGCAUUGUGCAGCACGUCGAAGGCGAGGGCUGCGAGCAGCUGUGGAUGAAGAUUGUCGUGCAGGAGGCGGGUGAGGCCCUCCAGCAGCUCAGGUGCGACGAGCCGCUGGGGAAGCGGCUCGCAAAGUUCGACAGAGAACGCUUCGAAAAUGCGCGGAAUCUCGUUGAGGCGGCUAUUGACGACGUCGCCUCCUUCGAUACGAUCCUCUUGAAAGACAUCAAGCUCCAAGUCCGGCUCAGCAGCCUGAAGACUCGUCUGUCGCAUCUCGCCGUUGUAUGAGUUUUUCCGCAUUCUUCUCGGGAUACAAACAACGCUGUGUAUGAUUCAGUUUCCCUUGCCAGAUUUACGUCAAGUUCGUUCUUACUAUCGGCGACAGAUUGUAUUGUACUAUAGUAUGACUAUGUUCAUUCGUUGAAGGAUGCCA